Racocetra fulgida is the source of this 169-nucleotide messenger RNA. Lineage: Eukaryota; Fungi; Glomeromycota; Glomeromycetes; Diversisporales; Gigasporaceae. The record is from the annotation of a GenBank genome assembly.
AAAAACUGAUCUGUGGUGGAGUUUACGUAUCUAUAAAAUUGCAAAAGUUAUUGUUGGCAAAAAUCCGCCUCAACCUGUUUUAUAUUAUCUUGAGGAUGAGCCUAUUGAAUCUACAGCUCAUUUGAUGGGUCGCAAUCCACAUCGGCCAUUCAAGCGAGAAGAACUCCAA